AUGGCUUCAGAGAACAAUGACCGUACCCUUCCACGUCAUUCAACUAAUGCCGGAGUACGUCGGGGCAGCAGAAACGCUUCCCGCACCAGCUCUCUCAGACUCUCAAUCAUCGAAGAAGAUGCCAAUUACGUGGCACUGCCUCCCACCUCCCCCCCGAAAACACACAAUCGCCCUUUCCACCGGAGAUUCUUAGGAGAACCUCCCCGCUAUAGCGGACGAUCACCUCCUACAUAUACACUAUGGGAUGUGAAGGGUCCCAAGGGGGAGAAGUUUGAAGACUUGAGGAACAAUGCAUAUGUCGCGCGGAGAGGUGGAUGGCGGCGCAUCUGUGUCGUAGCCGUGAUCUUCAUUGCCUGCCUCGUCGCUCUGGUUGUCGGACUCGCCGUCGGUCUGCAUAAAAAACACAGCAGCAGUAGCGCUACCCCUGCGGUGCCCUCCUCGAGCUCCUCCCCCAGCGCCGGACCUUUCCCAAUCGGCUCCUAUACCUUCAUCACCUUCCUCGACACCACCUCCACCAACUGCACUUCCAACCCGGAAAGCUGGAAAUGCGAACCCUCCGUCACCUACGCCACCUCCCCCACCGACUCCCAGGCCACCUUCAACUGGCUCAUCUCGGCCGCGGUUUCCACUGCCGACCCCGCGUCCAACCUCACCAUCUCCUCGACGGACAAUCCCUUCUCCAUCGACUUCUCCAACGCAACGCUCACCCUCGUCGAUGCCGGCACGGACAACGAGCGCUACACCUUCACCACGACGGUCGAAAAGUCCGUCUUCCCGUCCUUCAACGUCAGGUGCGACUACAACGACACCCUGUUCACGGCGGAUCUGUACACCAGCAAGCCGAAAUCGUAUCCGAGCAACUCGACCGGUGCGACGUCGUCGGUGGGCGGCGCUUUCGCCAAUUGGAACUAUGCCGUGGACGCGACGCAGUCGAUCGGCGGCGGGGUGGACGUGCCGGCGUGCUACGAAUUGAACAACGGGCAGCCGGGGGACCGGGUCACCUCGGGCUACGACGUGAUGCCGGCGGCCGAUUUCUGCAGCUGCGCGUACAAGAAUUACGAUCCUUGA
This is a messenger RNA of Letharia columbiana, 1068 nucleotides long. RefSeq lists its product as uncharacterized. The transcript is spliced from 2 exons. Lineage: Eukaryota; Fungi; Ascomycota; Lecanoromycetes; Lecanorales; Parmeliaceae. The coding region runs from base 1 to 1068 and encodes 355 amino acids. The record is from RefSeq and is a predicted model, not a curated record.